This is a messenger RNA of Corticium candelabrum, 1929 nucleotides long. RefSeq names its product protein arginine methyltransferase NDUFAF7, mitochondrial-like. The transcript is spliced from 2 exons. Lineage: Eukaryota; Metazoa; Porifera; Homoscleromorpha; Homosclerophorida; Plakinidae. Gene Ontology annotation, molecular function: protein-arginine omega-N symmetric methyltransferase activity. Gene Ontology annotation, cellular component: mitochondrion. The record is from RefSeq and is a predicted model, not a curated record. Bases 576 to 1826 code for a protein of 416 amino acids. Gene Ontology annotation, biological process: mitochondrial respiratory chain complex I assembly.
AUGUUAAUCAAAAUAAUAAAAUACAUGUACAGCUGCUCAAAUUGUUUAUGUUAUACUUAUAAUACAAGUGAGAAUAUAAAAUUUUAAUUAACUAAAUGCAUGACGUUACUUAUUUCUAUUUUUCUGCUACAUGUAUGUUGCAAAUUUUGCAGUCCUGUCCCACGUAACGUGCUGGGAUGAGGCUAGGGACUAUAUCUGUAUCAGAAACAACUUUGUCUCAAGCCAGCUGAUCUUAAUUAAUUAGCUGAUCUUAAUUAAUUGAGCAGAUGUCUUGUUUCACUCUUGCAUGCAGUCAAAGAUGCAGGUAGGAUCAACACAUUUUUACGAGGCUGUCUCAACAAUUCACUGACGAACAAAACAUACAUCAUUUUACUGUAGAGUUUAAUAGGUAUUAUAGAUAUUAUUGUAGCACACUUUCCUAGACUACUUUAGUUAUCAUUGUAAUUCUUCCAACUACUGUAUUGAUUUGUAGAAUAAUUGAGAGGAUGCAUCUUGGCUUGUCAGAUUUUAGAAGUUUGCAGAAAUUGCUCUUCAGUUGAUAAUUGAAUGAUUCAUUUUCGUGUUCAACUAUAUUGAUGGAUGCAUUGUUGCAGGCUAUGAGAUAUUAUAGGCAACUUUUUUCUUGUGUUUUGAUGCCAUUUAUUCAACAAAGAACUAUGUCUGAUUUUUCCUUAUCUUUACAUUUGCGGCAGCUUAUUAUUUCAAAGGGGCCUUUAACAGUCUACAAUUUUAUGCGAGAGUGUCUCACCAAUCCUCUAGGAGGCUACUACAUGCAUCGUGAGGCACUUGGACAGCAAGGAGACUUUACAACAUCACCAGAAAUUAGUCAACUCUUUGGAGAACUGAUUGGUGUGUGGUGUUUUCAUGUAUGGAAAGAUAACAAUGCAGUCAGACCAUUACACAUCGUUGAGCUAGGUCCUGGUCGUGGUACAUUGAUGGCUGAUAUUUUAAGAACAGUGAGUCAGUUUGGAGAUAUUGCAAGUAAUGUCAGAGUAAGCUUAGUUGAGGUAAGUCCAAGGAUGAUGAGACUUCAAAAAGAACUACUUGCAGGAAAUCGAGAGCAGCCAACAGUUCCUUUUUCUCUUUUAAAUACGGUUGAGAGUUAUUUUGGUCCAUCCGUGUCUUGGUAUCUCAGCCUAGACGACGUGCUGAGCAAUUCAACUGAGUUUACCAUUAUUAUAGCUAAUGAGUUUUUUGAUGCCUUGCCUGUUCACCAGUUUGUACAACGAGAUGAUUAUUGGAGAGAAAUUCUAGUUGAUAUCGAUGACCCAAAGGAAAAUGGAUUAGGAUCAAGCACAAAAUUUAGAUUUGUUGUAUCUCCUGUUGUGACUCCUGCUCUUUCCUACUUAACAAGCGAAGACAUUCCUACAUAUACUGAUUGUUUUGAGAUAUGUCCUGAUGCUCGUGUCAUUGUGCAAAGCAUUGCAAAACGACUAAGUAAUGGCAAGGGAAUUGCUCUCAUCUCUGACUAUGGCAGUGAUUCCCCCUCUAGGUUGACACUCAGAGGGUUCAAGGAGCACAAACUGCAUGAUGUCUUGGACAAUCCCGGUAGUGUUGAUCAUACAGUUGAUGUUGAUUUUGCUGCUCUACGCAAAGCAGUUGGAAAUCUUGGUGUUUGUUGCGGGCCAAUCACCCAGUCGCAGUUUCUUCAUCAGAUGGGAAUAAAGGCAAGAUUGAAAGCACUGAUGAGUAAUGCAUCUCGUGAGCAGGGUAAAAAGUUGCUGUCUGGUUAUGAAAUGUUGACUGGAAAUGAUGCAAUGGGAGAAAGAUUCAAGUUCUUUGUUGUUUGCCCUCUACAUGGAAAACGACCUUAUCCGUUUAUCUGAGACUUCGAGAAAAUAACAGUUCUAAUGACAAACAUUUAGCUAACAACAAACUGAUCAUAGAUACAAUAAUGUUUAUGGUUUACAUUUCUAAUAAUUUCAAUGC